AUGCGGUGCUAUUGUGCAACGUAUAAAAUACUUUUGGUCACUGCUCUCGUUUGCCUUCUGACAUUUGGAGAGUCUAAGCCUGCCUCAAUCAACCGUGUCGCUAGCACUUCUGUAUCACGGUGUCUCAAGAACGCGCCUCGUAUCACCGAACCACCUAUACCAGGUCCGAUCGAAUUGAAAAAGGUCAAAAGACAGGAGUUGGGUUCCGACACAUAUAAGCCUUUUACUUGUGCUGGUUCUGGCCUCUGCACAUCCCUAAGGCGUGAGUCAAUCGACUACAUUGGAUGCUGCUAUGGGGAGGGCGAUUGCGAUAUAUAUACUGGCUGUUAUGAUGGAGAGGCCACUAUGGGAACCAGGACGACUGGCCCGCAUAUCCUCUCCUGUCUUGGGACAAGGCCCUUCUGCGCUACUCUAUUAUGGCCACAGGAGCCCAAGACUGCAUAUAUGUGUGCUGAGCAACCCAGUACGAUAACCGUCGAUCGGACCGCAGAUUCCCCAACUCCGAGUUCAACUAAUCAAGAUCAAUCUACUGCCUUUGAACCAACAUUUGGACCAGGCCCUCCAGACAUUACAGGUGCUCCUCCAUCGCCUGGAGGUGGACCAAGACCAAUCGCAGCAAAUCAAGACCUUACAAAAGGUCAGAAGAUAGGUAUUGGCGCGGGAUGCGGUGCAGUGGGUCUGCUGUUUGCCGCUGCGCUAGGGUACUGCUGUUGCUGCUCAAAGAAGCGAAGGCAAAAGAAUGCUCCCAAGAAUGUUUCUGAGACUCGCAUAGUUACAGCUAGCGAAGUGUUAGAAACUAAGCCAAAUGUAACAGAAUCACUUUAG
Molecule: messenger RNA, 825 nt
Organism: Fusarium coffeatum
Lineage: Eukaryota; Fungi; Ascomycota; Sordariomycetes; Hypocreales; Nectriaceae
Exons: 5
Coding region: 1-825 (274 amino acids)
Source: RefSeq, a predicted model, not a curated record